AUUCCUCUCCUUUCCCUCAUCUUCCCUUUUCAAAUUUAACCAAAAUAAAUAAAUAAAUAAUAUUAAUAAUAUUAAUAAUCAUAAAUUAUAAACCAAACCAUGCAUGUCGUGACAUCCACGCCGGAAUCCCGACACGACGGCGCUCCAUUAGUGUUCGACGCCUCGGUUCUCCGACACCAACACAACAUUCCGAAGCAGUUCAUAUGGCCCGACGAGGAGAAGCCGGCUACCACCUGCCCGGAGCUGGAAGUCCCAUUGAUCGACUUGUCGGGAUUUCUCUCCGGCGAGAAAGAUGCGGCGGCGGAGGCUGUUCGACUUGUCGGCGAGGCUUGUGAGAAACAUGGGUUUUUUCUGGUGGUGAACCAUGGCGUGGACAGGAAAUUGAUCGGUGAGGCUCAUAAGUAUAUGGAUGAGUUCUUUGAAUUGCCGCUUUGCCAAAAACAGAGCGCUCAGAGGAAGGCCGGUGAGCACUGUGGGUAUGCCAGCAGCUUCACCGGUCGUUUCUCUUCCAAAUUGCCUUGGAAAGAGACCCUUUCAUUUCGAUUCUCCGCCGAUGAAUCCUUCAAUAAUCUUGUUCUUCAUUACCUUCAUGACAAGCUCGGUGACCAAUUCGCCAAAUUUGGUAGGGUUUACCAAGAGUAUUGUGAAGCAAUGAGUGGGCUGUCCUUGGGCAUAAUGGAGCUAUUGGGGAAGAGCCUUGGAGUAGAAGAACAAUACUUCAAAAACUUCUUCAAAGACAAUGAUUCCAUAAUGAGAUUGAACUUCUACCCGCCAUGCCAAAAGCCCCAUCUCACCUUAGGCACUGGCCCUCACUGCGACCCAACCUCCUUGACCAUCCUCCACCAAGACCAAGUCGGUGGCUUACAAGUGUUCGUCGACAACCAAUGGAGACUCAUCACCCCCAACUUCGACGCUUUCGUCGUCAACAUCGGCGACACAUUCAUGGUAACUAAUCAAUCAAUCAAACAAACAAAUCCAAACCCAUUUCCUGAUACGUCUUAACUAGUUGAACUAUAUCAAACCCUGACCCAUUUCUUGAUAUAUCUUAACUAGUUGAA
Molecule: messenger RNA, 1058 nt
Organism: Cucurbita pepo subsp. pepo (vegetable marrow)
Lineage: Eukaryota; Viridiplantae; Streptophyta; Magnoliopsida; Cucurbitales; Cucurbitaceae
Source: RefSeq, a predicted model, not a curated record